AACCGGCUACCGUAAAGAUAGCUUAAACUUUCGCGGAAUAUUCAAAAUGGCGUCGGCAAGUCCUGGUUGCAGUAGAAAAUCUUCUCCAAGCAAUUCCCCAAGGAGAAGUAAAGGGGACAGAAUGAAUACUUCAUCUAGGUCUAAAAGUCAUAGGGAACCAGAUGCAGAUCAACCAUUACCAAACAUUAAUGAGAGAUUAGGUCACCUGAGACCGUCGAGAGAGUUGUUAGAAUAUUACAGAAAGAAGAUAGCCGAGUAUGAUGAGGAACAUGAGGGCCUUGUUUCCAAGCUGGAGGAAUACAAAGUCACUUAUGAAGAACAGCAUAAAAUGCAAUGGGAGUUGCGUCAGCGUGAGGAAGAGAUUGUAGAGCUGCAGAAAGCACUCAGUGACAUGCAGAUAUAUCUGUUCCAGGAGCGCGAACAUGUUCUACGAUUAUAUGCUGAAAACGAUAGAUUAAAGAUUCGUGAACUUGAAGACAAGAAAAAGAUUCAGCAGUUAUUGGCACUGAGUGGCACUCCAGAUCAUGAAAUCACAUAUUUCCACAAGGAGCCACCAGCUAAAGCUGUAGUAGAGCAGAAAGCGCCCAAACGACCACAAAGUGCCAAUCUACAAAACAAAAAAGAUGGUAAGAAACAGACGCAGGGAUCGGCAAAGAGUUCUGUAGCUUUGUCAGCAGACGAUAAAUAUCACCAUGAUAACCAGGCAUUGACUUUACAAGUAGAAUCACUCCAGUCACAAAUACAAGAACAGGCUAAACUUGCAAAAGAACAGGUACAAGCUCUUAUAGAAGACCGUCGUGUUAAAGAAGAAGAGCUUGAAACCAGACGGCAAAGAGACGAAGCCAAGAUACAUACACUUACAGAAAAGUUACAUAAAACCCAGGAUCUCUUGUACGAGAGUACGAAAGAUUUCCUCGAACUACGAUAUCAGGGUCGAGGACAUGAACGUAACUGGAUGGCUGAAAAAGACAAGCUUCUCCGAGACCUUGAUCAAUGUAAACAACAAAUGAACAGAAACAACAUAAAAGAGGACAUACUGAAUUCUUCUAACCUUUAUGAAAAUAGAUCCCAUUAUAUUGAAGAGUUGAAAUCUCUGGAGUAUCAACUACAACAGUCACAGAAGUUGUCAGAAAUGUAUAGAGAACAGGUGAUCCAGUUAGAGGAUGAGUUGUCACGGAUAAGAGAGGAAGGUGAUGUUACCAGGGAUAUAUUCAAGGACCGAGGGGAGAAAAUGAGUAAAAGGUUAAAGUUGAUGAAUCAGAGGUAUCAGGACUUGGAAAGACGACGUAACUUAGAAGUUGAAGGAUUUAAAACAGACAUUAAAAAUCUCAGGACUAGAUUGAAGGAAGUAGAAAGGCAACUUUAUAAGGUAACAAUAGGCUUCUCAGAGGACAUGGAUGUCAAGCGUCCGGACGAUCUAGAUAUGCAAAUAUUAAGGAAUAUACGUGCCACCUCAGGACGCUCGAAGAAAAUGGUCGGAGAACUGAAAAAUCUCAAAGCUAAAAUGUAUGGAAUAGAAAAUGAUUUGAAACACUUGUGAAUGAAUAAAUGACCUAGCAAAGCGAGCCAGAAAGUAUAUAUGUGUGUUAAAUAUAUGGGAUAAAAUUGAUUUAUUUAUUGUUCAAGUGCAACCUCUGCAAAGAAAUUACCUCUU
Ruditapes philippinarum (Manila clam) is the source of this 1654-nucleotide messenger RNA. Its product is annotated as coiled-coil domain-containing protein 77-like. The record is from RefSeq and is a predicted model, not a curated record. The transcript has 11 exons. Lineage: Eukaryota; Metazoa; Mollusca; Bivalvia; Venerida; Veneridae. Gene Ontology annotation, cellular component: centrosome. Bases 47 to 1540 code for a protein of 497 amino acids.